Messenger RNA from Nannospalax galili (Upper Galilee mountains blind mole rat), 8857 nucleotides. RefSeq names its product sodium voltage-gated channel alpha subunit 3 (gene Scn3a). The transcript is spliced from 28 exons. Gene Ontology annotation, biological process: sodium ion transmembrane transport; membrane depolarization during action potential; neuronal action potential. The record is from RefSeq and is a predicted model, not a curated record. Gene Ontology annotation, molecular function: voltage-gated sodium channel activity. Gene Ontology annotation, cellular component: axon; plasma membrane; voltage-gated sodium channel complex. Lineage: Eukaryota; Metazoa; Chordata; Mammalia; Rodentia; Spalacidae. The coding region runs from base 499 to 6378 and encodes 1959 amino acids.
UUUUUUCAGGGCCGUUUUCUGAUAUAUGUUGGGUACCAUAGAGUGAAUCUCAGAACAGGAAGCGGAGGCAUAAGCAGAGAGAAUUCUGGAAAGGUCUCUUUGUUUUCAUGUCCACAGAGAAAGCAAGAAAAAUUAUAUUUAAUUUACAAAUGCCUGUGGCCCAAAUCUGAAGAACCGCAGGGGGUGCACCGUACAUUCUAACCAUCUUGGAUGCUGGGCUUUGUUAUGCUGUGAUUCCUAGGGCUCUCUAUCAGAUCAUGGAGCAAGAGAGCUGAAGCCCAGCCACAUCAGUUAGUCAGCACUGACAUACCUGUCAAGGAUUCCUGGCAGAGUGGCUUACUGGAAAAAUAUACAGAAUCCCGUCCAGGGAUACUAUAAGAACAAAUGAGAUAAUUCCCAGAAGGGACCUGGAGCCUUUUCCAAACAAAGGUGCUGUGACCCUCAAAAGGCAAUUCUUAUGCAAGAAGCUAAACGUGAUUAAAUGUGCAGGAUGAAAAGAUGGCACAGGCACUGCUGGUACCCCCGGGACCUGACAGCUUCCGCCUCUUCACUAGAGAAUCUCUUGCUGCUAUUGAAAAACGUGCUGCGGAAGAGAAAGCCAAGAAGCCCAAAAGAGAGCAAGACAUUGAUGAUGAGAACAAACCAAAGCCAAACAGUGACCUGGAAGCUGGAAAGAACCUUCCAUUUAUCUAUGGAGACAUUCCUCCAGAGAUGGUGUCAGAGCCCCUGGAGGACCUGGACCCUUACUACAUCAGUAAGAAGACUUUUGUAGUAUUGAAUAAAGGGAAGGCAAUUUUCCGGUUCAGUGCCACCUCUGCCUUGUACAUUUUAACCCCACUAAACCCCGUUAGGAAAAUGGCUAUUAAGAUUUUGGUGCACUCUCUAUUCAGCAUGCUUAUCAUGUGCACUAUUUUGACCAACUGUGUAUUUAUGACCUUGAGUAAUCCUCCUGAUUGGACAAAGAAUGUAGAAUACACUUUCACUGGGAUCUACACCUUUGAGUCACUUAUAAAGAUCUUGGCAAGAGGGUUUUGCUUAGAAGACUUUACAUUCCUUCGUGACCCAUGGAACUGGCUGGAUUUCAGUGUCAUCGUGAUGGCGUAUGUAACAGAAUUUGUAAGCCUAGGCAAUGUUUCAGCCCUUCGAACUUUCAGAGUCUUGCGAGCUCUGAAAACUAUUUCUGUAAUUCCAGGUUUAAAGACCAUCGUAGGGGCCCUGAUCCAGUCCGUGAAGAAGCUGUCUGACGUCAUGAUCCUCACUGUGUUCUGUCUCAGCGUGUUUGCCCUAAUUGGGCUGCAGCUGUUCAUGGGCAACCUGAGGAAUAAAUGUUUGCAGUGGCCCCCAAGUGACUCUGCUUUUGAAACCAACACCACUUCCUACUUCAAUGGCACAACGGAUUCAAAUGGGACAUUUGUUAAUGUAACAAUAACCACAUUCAAUUGGAAGGAUUACAUUGCCGAUGACAGCCACUUUUAUGUUUUGGAUGGACAAAAAGAUCCUUUACUCUGUGGAAAUGGCUCAGAUGCAGGCCAAUGUCCAGAAGGAUACAUCUGUGUGAAGGCCGGACGAAAUCCCAACUAUGGCUAUACAAGCUUUGACACCUUUAGCUGGGCUUUCUUAUCUCUGUUCCGACUCAUGACUCAAGACUACUGGGAGAAUCUUUACCAGUUGACAUUACGUGCCGCUGGAAAAACCUACAUGAUAUUUUUUGUCCUGGUGAUUUUCUUGGGAUCUUUUUAUUUGGUGAACUUGAUCCUGGCUGUGGUGGCCAUGGCCUAUGAGGAGCAGAACCAGGCCACAUUGGAGGAGGCUGAACAGAAAGAGGCAGAGUUUCAGCAGAUGCUGGAACAACUUAAAAAACAACAGGAAGAGGCUCAGGCCGUGGCAGCAGCAUCUGCUGCGUCCAGAGACUUCAGUGGGAUAGGCGGGUUAGGAGAGCUCUUGGAGAGUUCUUCAGAAGCAUCCAAGUUAAGCUCCAAGAGUGCCAAGGAGUGGAGAAACCGAAGGAAGAAGAGGAAACAGAGGGAACAUCCGGAAGGAAACCACAGAAGAGAAGAAGACAGGUUCCCCAAGUCAGAAUCUGAAGACAGUGUCAAGCGAAGAAGCUUCCUGUUUUCCCUCGAUGGGAACCGGCUGACAGGCGACAAGAAGCUGUGCUCUCCCCACCAGUCUCUGUUGAGCAUACGUGGCUCCCUGUUUUCCCCAAGACGCAAUAGCAAAACGAGCAUUUUCAGCUUUAGAGGUCGGGCAAAAGACGUGGGAUCUGAGAAUGACUUUGCUGAUGAUGAGCACAGCACCUUUGAAGACAGCGAGAGCAGGAGGGACUCACUGUUUGUGCCGCACAGACCUGGAGAGCGACGCAACAGUAACGUUAGUCAGGCCAGUAUGUCAUCCAGGAUGGUGCCAGGGCUUCCAGCAAAUGGGAAGAUGCACAGCACUGUGGAUUGCAAUGGUGUGGUUUCCUUGGUGGGUGGACCAUCAACUCUUACAUCACCUACUGGACAACUCCAGCCAGAGGGCACCACCACUGAAACAGAAGUCAGGAAGAGAAGGCUAAGUUCUUACCAGAUUUCAAUGGAAAUGCUGGAGGAUUCCUCUGGAAGGCAGAGAGCCAUGAGCAUAGCCAGCAUCCUGACCAACACAAUGGAGGAACUUGAAGAAUCUAGACAAAAAUGUCCACCAUGCUGGUAUAGGUUUGCCAAUGUGUUCUUGAUCUGGGACUGCUGUGAUGCGUGGCUGAAAGUGAAGCAUCUUGUGAAUUUAAUUGUGAUGGAUCCAUUUGUUGAUCUUGCCAUCACAAUUUGCAUUGUGUUAAACACCCUGUUUAUGGCCAUGGAGCACUACCCCAUGACAGACCAGUUCAGCAGCGUGUUGACGGUGGGAAACCUGGUCUUCACUGGAAUCUUCACAGCUGAAAUGGUUUUGAAAAUCAUUGCCAUGGAUCCCUAUUACUAUUUCCAGGAGGGCUGGAAUAUUUUUGAUGGAAUUAUCGUCAGCCUGAGUUUAAUGGAGUUGGGCCUGGCAAAUGUGGAGGGACUCUGCUUUAUGACAUCCUUCAUUUUUGCGGUGGUCGGCAUGCAGCUCUUUGGGAAGAGCUACAAGGAGUGUGUCUGCAAGAUCAACGAGAACUGCAAGCUCCCGCGCUGGCACAUGAAUGACUUCUUCCACUCCUUCCUGAUCGUGUUCCGUGUGCUGUGCGGAGAGUGGAUAGAGACCAUGUGGGACUGCAUGGAGGUCGCAGGGCAAACCAUGUGCCUUAUUGUUUUCAUGUUGGUCAUGGUGAUUGGGAACCUCGUGGUCCUGAACCUCUUUCUGGCCUUACUGUUGAGUUCCUUUAGCUCAGACAACCUUGCUGCUACUGAUGACGAUAAUGAAAUGAACAACCUGCAGAUUGCAGUGGGAAGGAUGCAAAAGGGAAUCGAUUACAUAAAAAAUAAAAUAGGGGAGUGUUUCCGGAAAGCCUUUUUUAGAAAGCCCAAAGUUAUAGAGAUCCAUGAAGGCAACAAAAUAGACAGUUGCAUGUCCAAUAACACUGGGAUUGAAAUCAGCAAAGAGCUUAAUUAUCUUAAAGAUGGUAAUGGAACCACCAGUGGUGUAGGUACUGGAAGCAGUGUUGAAAAAUAUGUAAUCGAUGAAAAUGAUUAUAUGUCAUUCAUAAACAACCCCAGCCUCACUGUAACAGUGCCUAUUGCUGUUGGAGAGUCCGACUUUGAAAAUUUAAAUACUGAAGAAUUCAGCAGCGAGUCAGAACUAGAAGAAAGCAAGGAGAAAUUAAAUGCAACCAGUUCAUCUGAAGGAAGCACAGUUGAUGUUGCUCCACCCCGAGAAGGUGAACAAGCUGAAAUUGAACCUGAGGAAGAUCUCAAACCAGAAGCUUGUUUCACUGAAGGAUGUAUUAAAAAAUUUCCCUUUUGCCAAGUAAGUACAGAAGAAGGCAAAGGAAAAGUCUGGUGGAAUCUCCGGAAGACCUGCUAUAGCAUUGUUGAACACAACUGGUUUGAGACGUUCAUCGUCUUCAUGAUUCUUCUCAGUAGUGGUGCUCUGGCUUUUGAAGACAUAUACAUUGAACAGCGAAAGACUGUCAAAACCAUGCUGGAAUAUGCUGACAAGGUCUUCACUUAUAUAUUCAUUCUGGAAAUGCUUCUCAAAUGGGUAGCUUAUGGAUUUCAAACCUAUUUCACUAACGCGUGGUGCUGGCUAGAUUUCUUGAUUGUCGAUGUGUCUUUGGUUAGCUUGGUAGCCAAUGCUCUUGGCUACUCAGAACUUGGUGCCAUCAAAUCCCUGAGGACAUUAAGAGCUUUGAGACCUCUGCGAGCCUUAUCCAGGUUUGAAGGCAUGAGGGUGGUUGUGAAUGCUCUUGUUGGAGCAAUCCCGUCCAUCAUGAAUGUGCUGCUGGUGUGUCUCAUCUUCUGGCUGAUCUUUAGUAUCAUGGGUGUGAAUCUAUUUGCUGGAAAGUUCUAUCAUUGUGUUAACAUGACAACAGGCAACAUGUUUGAAGUGAGCGAAGUCAACAAUUUCAGUGACUGUCAGGCCCUUGGCAAGCAAGCACGGUGGAAGAAUGUGAAAGUCAACUUUGAUAAUGUUGGAGCGGGCUAUCUGGCACUGCUGCAAGUGGCCACAUUUAAAGGCUGGAUGGAUAUUAUGUAUGCAGCUGUUGACUCACGAGAUGUCAAACUUCAGCCUGUAUAUGAAGAGAAUUUGUAUAUGUAUUUAUACUUCGUCAUUUUUAUCAUCUUUGGAUCAUUCUUCACGCUGAAUCUAUUCAUUGGUGUCAUCAUAGAUAACUUCAACCAGCAAAAAAAGAAGUUUGGAGGUCAAGAUAUCUUUAUGACAGAGGAACAGAAAAAAUAUUACAAUGCAAUGAAGAAACUUGGCUCAAAAAAGCCUCAGAAACCCAUACCUCGGCCUGCAAACAAAUUUCAAGGGAUGGUCUUUGAUUUUGUAACCAGACAAGUCUUUGACAUCAGCAUCAUGAUCCUCAUCUGCCUCAACAUGGUCACCAUGAUGGUGGAAACCGAUGAUCAGAGCAAAUACAUGACCCUGGUUUUGUCCCGGAUCAACCUCGUGUUCAUUGUCCUGUUCACUGGAGAGUUUGUGCUGAAGCUCGUCUCACUUAGAUACUACUACUUCACUAUAGGGUGGAACAUCUUUGACUUUGUGGUAGUAAUUCUCUCCAUCGUAGGAAUGUUUCUUGCUGAGAUGAUAGAGAAGUAUUUUGUGUCCCCUACCCUCUUCCGUGUGAUCCGCCUGGCCAGGAUUGGCCGAAUCCUCCGUCUGAUCAAAGGCGCCAAGGGGAUCCGCACGCUGCUCUUUGCUCUGAUGAUGUCACUUCCUGCUCUGUUUAACAUCGGCCUCCUGCUCUUCCUGGUCAUGUUCAUCUACGCCAUCUUUGGAAUGUCCAAUUUUGCCUAUGUUAAGAGGGAAGUUGGAAUUGAUGACAUGUUCAAUUUUGAGACCUUUGGCAACAGCAUGAUCUGCCUGUUCCAAAUCACCACCUCUGCGGGCUGGGAUGGACUCCUAGCUCCUAUUCUGAACAGUGCGCCUCCCGACUGUGACCCUGACACAAUUCACCCUGGAAGCUCAGUGAAGGGGGACUGUGGGAACCCAUCCGUCGGGAUUUUCUUCUUUGUCAGCUACAUCAUCAUCUCCUUCCUGGUUGUGGUGAACAUGUACAUCGCCGUCAUCCUGGAGAACUUCAGCGUUGCCACUGAAGAGAGUGCAGAGCCCCUGAGCGAGGACGACUUUGAGAUGUUCUACGAGGUCUGGGAGAAGUUCGACCCUGAUGCCACUCAGUUCAUAGAAUUCUGCAAGCUCUCUGACUUUGCAGCCGCGCUGGAUCCUCCUCUGCUUAUCGCAAAGCCCAACAAAGUCCAGCUCAUCGCCAUGGACCUGCCCAUGGUCAGUGGAGACCGGAUCCACUGCCUGGACAUCUUAUUUGCUUUUACAAAGCGGGUUUUGGGUGAGAGUGGAGAGAUGGAUGCCCUCCGCAUACAGAUGGAAGAUAGGUUUAUGGCAUCAAAUCCCUCCAAAGUCUCUUAUGAGCCAAUUACCACCACUUUGAAACGCAAACAAGAGGAGGUAUCUGCUGCUAUCAUUCAGCGUAAUUACAGAUGUUAUCUUUUAAAGCAAAGGUUAAAAGACAUAUCAGGUAAAUAUAACAAAGAGACAAUCAAAGGGAGGAUUGACUUGCCUAUAAAAGGAGAUAUGGUUAUUGACAAAUUAAAUGGGAAUUCCACCCCAGAAAAGACAGAUGGAAGUUCCUCUACCACCUCUCCUCCUUCCUAUGAUAGUGUAACAAAACCAGACAAGGAAAAGUUUGAGAAAGACAAACCAGAAAAGGAAAGCAAAGGGAAAGAGGUCAGAGAAAAUCAAAAGUAAAGAGAAAGAAAGAAAUGUCUUUGCAAUCAAUUGUUUACAGCCUCUGAAGGUAAAGUGUAUGUGUCAACUGGACUCCCAGAGGAGAUCCAUGCCAAACUGACUGUUUCAACAAAUACUCAUGGUCAGUGCCUAUACAAGACAGUGACCUCUGUCACUGCCACUCUGUGAGACAGGGUAUCAACAUUGACAAGAGGUUGCUGUUUCCAUUACCUGCUGACACCGCUGAGGAGAACUCCAUGGCUACCUACACUAUAGGGAUAGUUGUGAAAGCGACCAUUGCAACACCAACAAACACCGUUAGUCCAGCACUCCAUCCAUUCUAUUUUUAACUUCCACAUCUGCCAUAUUUUUACAAAAUUUGUCCUAGUGGAAUUCCUUGGUCCCUAAUUCAUAGUUUAUUCAUAAUGCUAUCCCACUAUUUUUGUAAAUGAGGUUUAAUGUUGAGGGGAAAAAUUAUGUAAGAACCCUAUAUUCCCAUUCCACAAGUUUCUCCAGUAAUCACAAAAAAAAUAUUUUGCCUGAGAGAUGAAAUUCUUGCUCAAAACUAGAAAAACUUCUAAUGUUAACAGUUUCAAGUACUUCCAUUUUCUGGAUGGUGUUAACUGUGCAAGUGUUUUAGUCGGUUGUAUUUGUUUCUCUCUGAGCAGUUACGUGCCUGUAAAAUCUCCUCUAAUAUUUAAAGGAUUAUUUUUAUGCAAAGUAUUCUGUUUCAGCAAGUGCAUAUUUUAUUCUAAGUUCCAGAGCUCUAUAGUUCAUUUUGGUUAAAUGUUUACCCCCAAAAGUUAUAUAAUAAAUGUUUUAGAAAAGUCUAGCUAAAGAAUCCCUUUAGAGGAGAUGUCCUGCUUUCUGCUGCAGCAUUGCUUUGCCGUCUUCUGCUCUCAGCAAAGCUGGCAGGUUAUGUCAUUUAAAUACCCUCUGUUAUGUAAAUAGUUAUUUUAUCCUGUGGUGCAUGUUUGGGCAAAUAUAUAUAAAUAUAUAUAUAGCCUGAUAAACAACUUCUAUUAAAUCAAAUAUGUACCACAGUGUAUGUGUCUUUUGCAAGCUUCCUAAAGGGAGGUAUCCUAUACUGAUCAUUAUGCAGAAAUAGUUGGAAGGCUAUCACUAAUGCAUGUUAAUAUUGCCUAAGCUGCUCUAUUUUAAUCAAUCCAUUUUCCACAAGUCUUGGUUAGAAGAGUCACAUGUUGGUGGUAGAAUGAACUCAACCUGCUCUCUGUCUACAUGCCAAGAAAAAUAUAAUAGAAAUUAUUUUAAAGCACCUUUACUUUUGCAUCGUUAAUCAACUUGAGCAUCAUAAAUGUAUCUCUCUUGACUUCAAGGAGACACACUGCAUAGGGCCUAUUUAAUGAAAGUCUACUCUUCAUAUUUUGCCUAAAAGAUAUCCAAACUUGUUUAAAUAUAUAUAAUGUAAAAUAUGAUCAAUUUUCUUUGUCAGCAUUUGUACAUAAGAAAGUUAUUUUCAGGUUGAUGACAUGGCAAUUUAUUUUACCUUAUGCUUUUACUUUUUAUUUUUAAUCAAGUUUCCAAACUUUUGAAUCCAUAAGACUUUUCAGCAGAUUAUUUCCUAAAAUAAAAGUUAGACACGGGUUUUUGUGGAUUUAUUUGUUAUAAUAUAUUUUCUACCAUUCUAAUAAGAGAUAUGUUGAUUAAAUCUCAAACCUAGACCAUUUUCUACCAACUAUGGUUGCCUGCAGAUAAUCCUUCAUUCAUGAAAGUUUGUUUUUUUUAACUCAACUUUUGUAGUAUUUGCAUAUGCAGACUAGGCUUAUUUUUUUAAUUCCUGCUGCACUAAAGCUAUUACAGAUAUAACAUGGGCUCUGUCCUUUUUAGCCAGGAACAAAGUGGCAAAGUUGUACAAUUACCUAACAUGAUAUAAUUUUUUUGCACAAACCAAAAGUUUAAUGUAUUAACAUUAACAUUACUUUUACAAAACUAUUUACUGUAGUGUACUGAUGAACUGCAUGCGGGGAAUUGCUAUUAAAAGAAUGGUGAGCUACUUCAUUAUUGAGCCAAAAGAAUAAAUAUUUCAUUUUUUACUGUAUUUCAUUUGUUGGACUCUGUUUUUUUUAAUUACUGGCAGUUAAAAAUCUGCAUAAUGAAUGGAACCUGUACUUGAUCUAACAUUUGUAUUCAUAAAAGUUCACACAAUCCACCAAGAAGUUUGUUAGAACAAAGACUAGUUAAAACUAAUUUUAUGAACUUUUAUGUGUUCAAAGGACCCAGUGCGUAUGAUCUAACUUUCAAGUUUGUUAACACUUGGAGUAGCCCUCACUCAUGGCUGUCAGUCCAGUUCAUUCAUUGAGUUACCAGGCACCUAACCUUUACUCCUCUUGAUGUAAAGGUGACAUUUCACAGUUUCUUGAUGACUAUCAAGUUACUCACAUUCUUUGUUACCUAAAUGCAUUUAUGAACUCCUAUGAAGUAUUAAUGAUGCAGGAAUUGAGAAUUUAUGUUACUUUUUAAGGCUCCUUUGCAUUUUUGU